AUGGCAGCCACACUACCCAGACGGGUACGCCCGACCAUAGACCAAGGCCAGGAGCGUCUUAUCUAUUCAAACACUUCCCUUCUGCACGGUCGCCCCCCAGUCAUUAAAUCUAGAGCGCAGCUAAGUCUUGAGGAAAAUUUACAGACAAAUGCCUCCCAGAGUCAAGCGGCCGCUCGGCCUGCUCAGAUAUCCAACCCAAAAUUCCGUGAAACACGGCCACGUCUUCUAUUAAUGGGCCUACGAAGAAGCGGAAAGUCCUCUAUUCAGAGUGUUGUAUUUCACAAAAUGCCACCGACAGAGACUCUUUUCUUAGAAUCUACAACACGUAUCCAAAAGGACGCAAUUCACUCCUUUAUGGAUUUUCAAAUCUGGGAUUUCCCUGGGCAAUUAGAGUAUCUAGAGCCGUCAUUUGAUCAAGAGGAGUUAUUUAGUAAUCUGGGGGCCCUGGUUUGGGUGAUUGAUGCCCAGGACGAUUACCUGGAAGCUGUCACUCGGUUGAACAAAACCAUACUUAUGAUCCAGCAGUACUACCCGCACAUAAACAUUGAAGUCUUCAUCCACAAAGUAGAUGGGCUCUCGGAAGAAUACCGCUCUGAUACUUUUCAAGACAUCGUCCAACGCAUCUCUGACGAGCUAAGUGAUGCUGGCUACGAAAAUGCACCAAUACAUUACUAUCUAACAUCAAUAUACGAUUAUUCCGUUUUUGAGGCCUUCAGCAAGGUGAUUCAAAAGCUGAUUCCUCAGUUAUCAACGCUGGAGAACCUCAUCAAUAUCCUCUCAAACAACUCCGGCAUGGAGAAAACUUAUUUGUUCGACGUCCUUAGCAAGAUAUACAUUGCCUCUGACACAAGGCCAGUAGACAUGGCAUGCUACGAGAUGUGCUCCGACUACAUUGACGUUAUUGUCGAUAUCAGCGAGCUAUACUCCUGGGACCACCCUGACCGAAAGGCUAAGGGGCCUCAAGUAUCAGAAGCCGAAAGCCAUGUUAUCCUUCACGAUAAAUGCAUGAUCCAUUUAAUGGAAAUGAACAAAUAUCUGUGCCUUGUUUCCGUGAUCAAGAACCCGGACGCAAAAGAGAAGAAAGGGCUCAUCGACAUGAAUUGCCGGACCUUUCAAGAUGCGCUCAACGAGGUGUUUAGUAGGACAUGGGACCAUGAGUAA
Nannizzia gypsea CBS 118893 is the source of this 1161-nucleotide messenger RNA. RefSeq names its product GTP-binding protein GTR2. The transcript has 4 exons. The record is from RefSeq and is a predicted model, not a curated record. Gene Ontology annotation, biological process: regulation of autophagy; cellular response to amino acid stimulus; positive regulation of TOR signaling. Gene Ontology annotation, cellular component: Gtr1-Gtr2 GTPase complex; nucleus; fungal-type vacuole membrane. The coding region runs from base 1 to 1161 and encodes 386 amino acids. Gene Ontology annotation, molecular function: GTPase activity; GTP binding. NCBI's taxonomy places the organism in Eukaryota, Fungi, Ascomycota, Eurotiomycetes, Onygenales, Arthrodermataceae.